AAUCUGCCUAAAGACACCCAAUAGCACACCACGUGAUCGUGGGGUGCGCGUUAGGGCUCGGGAAAGCAUGUUGAACAAGGCACAAAAAUUGAUUCUCGGAAUCGUGCUGCUGGUGCUGGUCGAUAUCAUAUGGGUUUCGUCGAGCGAACUAACCAAGUUUCUCUACGAAAAUGAAAACUACGACAAACCCUUCUUCUGCACCUACUUCAAGGCUUCCAUGUUCACAAUGUACUUGAUAGUGCUCGGAUUGAUAGCGCCCUGGAAGGAGAGCUGCGCUCGCAAUGGCAACUAUUCGCUCAUGGAGGCCACCGAAGAGGAGGAAAGCUUUUUCGCCAACGGAACGUCGAGUCUGAGCGAUUCCUCGUUUGUGCCCAUCAAAGCGGACGCACAGGUGUCAGGAACGGAGAGUGAUGACUCCAGUAUACGCAGCGUUCGCUUCAGCAAGGUGGCCGAAGUGCGCGAGAUGUCCCCGCACGAAGCGUCCGAGGCCCUCAUGUCGCGGCUUUCGUAUGCGGCCAGCUUGAGGGUGCACCGCCAAAAGUCUCACCACAAAACGGCCCGGAUAGCGUUACUGUUUUGUGUGCUGUGGUUCAUUGCCAACUACAUGUUUCAACUGGCUCUGGAACCGAGCGAAACGGCCAUGGUGACGUUGCUGAGUUCGAGUUCGAGCUUUUUCACGCUCAUCCUGGCCGCCAUGUUUCCGUCGUCGUGUGGCGAUAAGCUAACGUUCACCAAAUUUUUUGCCGUUCUGCUCAGCAUUUCCGGCGCGGUGAUGGUUUCACUGUCGGAGAUUAACGAGCCUAAAAUGUCGCGUGGAAUCGUCCUGGCCCUGCUCAGUGCCUUUUUCUACGCGUCCUACCUGGUGCUAGUCAAGCGCAAGAGCGACACGGAAGAGAAGAUAAGCAUUCCACUGUUUUUUGGCUUCGUCGGCCUGUGGAACUUGCUGCUCCUGUGGCCGCUGCUGUUCGUGUUGAACUUUUCCCAGCUGGAAGUGUUCGAGCUGCCGACACGGCGCCAGUUUAUGGUGCUUUUUCUGAACGGGCUUGUCGGCACCGUACUGUCGGAGGCACUUUGGCUGUGGGGAUGUUUUCUUACGUCGUCUUUGAUCGGAACGGUGGCCAUUUCGCUGCAAAUCCCGCUGGCCAUGCUGUUCGAUAUGGUGCUGCACGGCAAAACGUAUCCACCACUGUUCUACUUCGGUUCACUGCCGAUGUUUCUCUCCCUGCUGCUGGUGGCCUGUCUGGUGAAGUUUGACGACUGUGACCCGCUGCUCAAGUUUGGCAAAUCGGUCUACCGACGCCUGUGGCUCUGUCGGAAGACGAACGUCGUUCGGAUACCAGAUCUGGAAGAACAGCACGAGUCGCUGAUCGAUGGAAGUCACGAAAAUUGAAUCCGUGCGUGGUGUUUUUGGGUCCAAUGAACCCCCCCCCCCCGUUCCGAUGUGUGCAGCACAUACAACUUUCACAAGAAAUUUGACACAGGUACAGUCUAAAAAUGGAGUGGAAAUUAUUACUUUUAUUCGUUUGACCGUACUAUGAUGAACCUCUUAUGGUUCAGUGUAAAAUUUUAGAAGAAUCUUCUUUGAAAUGCCAGGUACACCAAAGUGUUCUCUC
Molecule: messenger RNA, 1613 nt
Organism: Anopheles cruzii
Lineage: Eukaryota; Metazoa; Arthropoda; Insecta; Diptera; Culicidae
Product: solute carrier family 35 member F5
Exons: 7
Coding region: 68-1390 (440 amino acids)
Biological process (GO): regulation of peptide transport
Cellular component (GO): membrane
Source: RefSeq, a predicted model, not a curated record